GUCGGCGCUGGUCUCUGUUAUUGGAAGGUUGUUAGAGCCAGCUGCUUGGGUCUAUCGCCAGUGUGCCUUAGGUCUCAUUACUGAAUUUAGAAAAGAAGGUUUUAUACAUUGUUGGUGUAAAAUUACAGUUAUCAUUGAUACGUGAGGGAAGAAACUACAUAGGCCUACGUGUUUCACCCAAGAUUUACCGAGGGGUAGGAGAAUCCAACAUCCAGAGAAGGUCUGGAGCGAUUAUGAAAUUACCCAGGGCUGUGGAUAGCUAACUUCUCCAAGCAGCCAUAGGAUCAAACUUCUGACCUGGAAGAACAACUCCGCCAAGAGCUUCAUUUAUGUUUCCCAUGAACUCAGAGGCUCUCUCUUGAGGACCGGCACUGGCACUCUGUAGUGUGAAAUCUUUACCCUCAGGUCACCUUCACAAACGGUGCGAUGUCUCUGGAGAUAAUCGUCGUGAGCGCAUCCAGUCUGCAGAAUCUCGAAACUUUAGGGAAGAGUGAUCCGUAUGUGACCAUCAAUUUCCAAGGUGAGAAAAAGAAGACCACUGUCAAAGAUGGAACCCUGGAUCCAGUCUGGGAUGAGACGCUCAGAUGGGAACUGGGAACCAAACCACCUCGAUCUGAUGGAUGCAUCGACAUCGAAGUCAAGGAUUACGAGAGAAUAGGAAGGAACAGACUACUAGGGAAAGCUACCAUAGCCUUGAGGAACAUAGUACUAGCAGCCCCUGGAACACCCUUAGAUUAUGAGCUUGGUCUUUUGGGUGCUGAUGAUUCACCGACUGUUGGCACCUUGCGGUUAACUCUGUCUUAUGUACCGCCUGCAGGAGUAGCUACAGCUGGAAGUGGUGGAAGUGUUGGUGCACUAGCAGCCAGGUCGGCAGCAGUCUCCUCUGAUUUGGCAGAUGGUAGGGAGAAUGGUGUUGCGAUGCAUGAGCCCUCUUCAUCUACUGGUGACAAGAUUAGUGUCAAGAAAAAAGAUAAACUAAAAGCCGGAAUCAAGGGUCUUACUGGAUGUGUUCCUAUAGGCUCAAAUAAAUCAAGUAUAAGUGCAGCACCUGAUACAAGUGCAGAAAGUAUGCCAAAAGGCGGGAUGCCACAAAUGGCUGCUCCAAACUCACGCAACAGGGAUGCACUUUCCAGUGCCAAAACCAAAUUCAGCACUAUGAUCCGAGUCAGGGUUGUGGAGGGGAGGCAGCUUCUUGGGGCAAACAUGAAUCCAAUUUGUAGAAUAAAAUUUGAUGGAGAAACAAAGCAGACCAGGAUUCAUAAAGGCACCACAAGCCCCUGGUUUGAUGAAAUUUUCUUCUUCCAAGUAGAAAAGUUACCCCAUGAAGUUUUAGAGGAUUUCUUGGAACUUCAGGUCUGCAAUUCCAGUGGGAUCAGAUCAUGUACUUUGAUUGGCUCCUUUAAGUGUGAGCUUGGGAUGGUUUACGAUCAACCUGAGUUCGCAUUUGUAAAUCGAUGGCUAGUAUUAGCUAAUCCCGAUGAGCCCACUCCUACAGUUCAAGGAUACUUGAAAGCAAGUGUUGCUGUGCUAGGUCCUGGUAAUGUCUGCCCAGAUCUCAGUGCUGGUAAAAGUGAUCAAGAUGAUGUAGAAGCUAAUUUGUUGUGGUCAGCAGGGGUUCACUUACAGCCAGCAACAUUUGUACUUUCUAUAUAUUGUGCACAAAAUCUUCCCAGAAUGGAUGCAGGUACGCUUCAGUCCCUCAAGGAAAUGUUAGGAGUUGGGAAAGCCUCUAAAGAACUGGUAGAUCCAUAUGCAAUUGUCAGUUAUGCUGGUAAGGAAGUGCAGACAAAGGUUCUUUACACCAAUGAGAAUCCAGAGUUUCGUCAAAACUUGCACAUUGGAUUUCUCUUUCCUUCUAUGUGUAAUGUCAUCAAGUUAACUUUAAUGGAUUGGGAUCGUGUUGGUCAGGAUGAUGUUAUUGGCACUGCAACCAUACCUGUAUCAGCCAUUUCAGCUCCGGGGGACGAUGGCUUUCUCCCAACCUUUGGACCAACUUGGGUGAAUUUGUAUGGGGCUAGGCGUGAGUGGGAAUUAUUGGAUGGAGAAAGUGCUGAAAAAAUGAAUGUAGGUGCUGAUCGUGGCUGCGCUUACAGAGGCCGUGUUCUGUGUGCAUUACACACACAAGUUGGGUCUUAUCCACCUGCUCCUGCCACUGCUAUUGAAAAUGAUGCAUUCGACGGUGUCCGUAGGUUUAGGAGCACUCGGCGCUUUGCGUUGAUAUGCCAGUUAACUGGGACUUGGUUACUGGAAAACACUGGUAGACCCCUUGAAAUAGAGGUCUCAGUAGGAAACUUUGGAAACAAGCUUGAAAAUACCAUGUUGCCUUCACCAUCAUCUACACACCCAGCUAAUGCAGUUUUUGAUGGAUGCAAAUACUACUUCUUACCUUGGGAUGAAGCUUCACCUUUUGUGACGGUUAACUGUGAAUAUGAAGAUGUUACUCAUAGACUUCAUGCUGUCAAUCACAUCACUUCAAUAAUUGAUAGAUUGAAAAAGGAUAUACAAGAUUUAAAAUCCACAUUGCGUGCUUGUCGUACCAGUGAAGGUGAUCAAGAAGUAACAAAUAUGUUGCAGACCAUUAUUAGUAGGCUAGUGGCCAAAUGCAGUUUGAAACUACCUGAAGUUGAUCCUGUGAGACAUAUUGAAACAUCAUUAGAUAAGCACCUGCGUGACCGUCGCAGAUCAGAAUUGGAUAAUUUGAAAAAUACAGCACAGGCCAUUGAUACUUCCAACAUUACUCAAGCUAUGGAGGAGCUGGAGUUCAUAGUUUCAUCACUGGAAAGCUUAGCACAAGCGCCCCAGAAUGGUAUCCCAGAUGUAUUUUUGUGGUUAAUGAGUGGAACAAGACGAUUAGCUUUCAUACGCAUACCAGCCCACUUGGUUUUGUUUGCCCAUGAGCCAACAUCUCGAGGUGCUCUUGCUGGCAAGUUCCACACAUACACAUUAGAAUACCCAGAUGACAAGAACAGAUGGAGUAUAGGCGGUGUAGUUAGAGCCUCUGUGUGGUUUGGUAGAGAAGAAGAUAUCAGAAAUUGGUGGGAUGCUCGUCCAGAUGUUCAACUCACUGUUUAUGCAGAAACUUAUGAAAAUCAGGUGAUUUCAGUGCCGGGUAGUGGAAAAUGGACAGAUAAAGGACUGCUUAUGACAAGACCACCAUUCUCUGAUGCUGAUGGACGUUUUACUUUGUCUCGUGAAGCUUUCUUUGAGCCAGAUGGUUGGGCUUUCCAAGGUGACUGGUUUGUUGAUCCUGAUCCUAGUGUUAGGUUUGCUGCUGAUGCCGGUAGGCAGUUAUUCACUGAAGAAGUUUUUGAGCAGCAAGUGCGAAUUCCAGGUGGAACUUGGAUCCAUGCUCCUAAUAAUUGGGUUGAUGUUAGAGGAGACCCAGCAACUCAGAGAGAUAAAAUAGCUUUAGCCGAAGGCUGGUCAUGGCGUGAUGUUUGGUCGUAUGAUCUUCAGCGUGCAGUUGAUGGUGAAGGGUGGGAAUAUACAGUGGAAGCUGGUAUCAUGGGUUGGUCUCCACAAGAGAAGAUCUUCCAUGUCUGUCGACGCCGUAGGUGGAUGCGUGACCGUUACCUCACUCACAAAGUAGAAAAACAUAUGAGCCUCCCGAUCGAUGGAUGGGAGUACGCCCCUCUCUUCAGACUACAGUUUCAUGCUUUGGAACGCAAAAUUGACAUGGUUCGCAGACGACGCUGGAGACGACGAUUGGUGCCCACACAACAGGGUUUGCCACCAACUCCAAGACUUGCAGUGAAAGCUGGAACAGGGGAGGAGGAGUUCACACAGCUGACUUGUCCUCGUAUGUAUAUAGUGAGUGCAGAACGUCAUGAGUAUCAGUUAAGAGCUCACAUCUACCAAGCUCGAGAUCUUCCUGCUGGUGACAAAACUGGCCUUUCAGAUCCUUAUGCAGUAGUUUGUUUUUGCAACAGCACACAACAAACUGACAAAAGGUCUGCAACACUUUGUCCUACUUGGGAUGAAACCCUCAUCUUUGAUGAUGUUAAGCUCUCUGGUUCUGUUGGUACAACAGAGACACAGCCACCUGAUAUAGUAAUCGAGAUAUUUGACUGGGAUGCUCGGGGUGCACCAGAAUUCCUAGGUAGAGUUUUUUGUCGUCCAACAGUUCUCAACACAUCUGAGGGAUAUGAUCCUUGCCCCUUGCAGUGGUAUCCACUUGCCCGGGGAAAUGAAAAACAAGGAGAACUCCUGGCUUCAUUCGAAUUGCUUCUGAAAGAUGUUGGUGAACUUCCCAUCUUGCCUCCUGUACGAGGGGAUUUCUAUAUGGUGCCUUUUGGUGUCAGACCCUUAUUACAGCGAACAAGGAUUGAGGUUUUAUGUUGGGGUGUGAGGAAUAUGGCGACUUAUGAGCUCCAGUCUGUAACGAGACCAUCCAUUGAGUUUGAAUGUGGUGGUGAAACUGUUCUGUCACCAGUGAUGGCCAAUCUUCGAGUUAACCCCAAUUUUGACAAGCCUCACCUAGUUUUUGAUGUUGAACUCCCAAAAGAAGAACUGUAUUUGCCGCCCUUGACACUUAGAGUAUUUGACCAUAGAGCCUUUGGCAGCAAGCCUCUUGUAGCUACUGCAGUUGUAGCUGAUCUUCAUCAGUAUGCAACAGAGCCCAAGGCUUCCAGGAAGAAACGAAAGGGCAAGAAAGUCCCACCAGUUACAAGGGACCAUAUGUUGGUUACUGCCAUAUCUUCAUUGGAGGCGAAGCCAGGUAAAGGAAAGGCGUCACAUUCCCUUACCAGACCCACCCUCAGCCACGAACAAGCAAGCAGAGAGCCAGGAACAUUGGAUACUGAUGUAGACUGGUGGGCCAAGUUUUAUGCCUCGUCUGGGCAAGCAGAACGGUCGGGUUCUUAUCUUGCUAAAGGAUAUGAAAAAUUAGCUGUAUUAAGCGGAGCAUUAGAAGAUGAACCAAAGUACAAUGGCUUCCGGGAUUUAGUGGAUACUGUACCUCUGUAUCGAGGACGUGGAGAGCAGGCGCAAUUUUCUGGCGAAUUCAAGGGAACAUUUAGAAUAUACCCACUGAAUGCAGAAGACAAUGAGGAGCCACCGUUCGUUCUUGAUGGCUUCCCAUCCCCUGACCCACAAGAGUUAUUGGCUAGAGUAUAUAUUGUAAUGGGGCGUGAUCUGGCUCCAAAAGAUGCUGGUGGGUCAUCUGACCCUUAUGUAACAGUAAGCUUCGGCAAAACAAAAAAGACAUCAAAGGAGGACUAUAGACCAAAUACCUUAAACCCUAUAUUUGGACAUGUAUUCGAAGUGAGCGGCUUGCUUCCUUUAUACAAAGAUUUGAAAAUUCAAGUGUAUGAUAGAGAUCUUAUGUCUUCUGAUGACCUUAUUGGAGAAACUGUUAUUGAUUUGGAAAACAGAUAUUUAAGUAGACAUCGAGCUACACUUGGUCUUCCUCGCCAGUACCAUGUGAGUGGAGUAAAUGCCUGGAGAGAUAUUGAUCUUCCAACCGAAAUACUUCUUCAUGCUGCCCGAACAAGAAAUCUUGAAGGUCCAGUGUGGCACUCUGACCCUCUCAGUCUCACACUUGGUGGUAUAAAUUACUCGCUGACUGACUUUGGUAUGUACCUUACGUCUAGUGCAUACAAAGUUUUCCCAUCAUACUGCGCUACCGUGAAUGACGUCACUCGGAAACCCUCUGCGUCGAUUAAUCCCCGCCAAACUCCUGAAGAAAACGUUCUCACACGGUUCCUAAGCAUUGGGGAGGCCGAUGUUAAGGCUCAGCUCGACGAAGAUGUCAAAUUAGGAGUAAUUAGGGAGGUCCCUGCUGGUACAGCUACGGACUGGUGUGCGAGGAUGGUAGUAGUAGCAAAGAAAAAUGGUAAACCACGGAGGACCGUGGACUAUCAAGAGCUGAAUAAGAAUUGCAAACGAGAAACGCAUCACACAUGUGCUCCUUUUGACAUGGUCUCGGGUGUGCCACUUCGUACAUAUAAGACUGUAGUUGAUGCCUAUGCCGGAUUCCACCAGGUGCCAUUAGAUGAGGAGAGCCGACAGUUGACAACGUUUAUUACACCAUGGGGGAGAUACCAGUAUUGUCGAACACCUAUGGAUAAUGGUAUUACGCUGAAUCCGGAUAAAUUCCGAUUUUGUCAAAGACAGGUAGAGUUUGUGGGGUACGAACUUGAUUGGGAUAAUUAUAGACCUUCUAAUGAGCGUAUGAGUGCCAUUAAGAACUUCCCCAUGCCUGCAAGCCCAACUAUCACGGAUAUAAGAUAUUGGUUUGGACUUGUGAACCAAAUUGCACCUUUCGUGGCUGUAGCACCACCUAAAUUUUUUUUCAGGCGACCUGCAACCUCAUUCCUCUGGAUAAGUUCACCUUGGAAGUCAUUCAGACACAUCAUAUGGAAAAACUACAAGUGGUAUUGCAUCACAUUCAUCAUUUUCUUCCUGCUAUUCCUCUUCUUGUUCCUGUUUUUGUAUUCAUUACCAGGUGCCACGGUUGACUAUCUUGUUGGUGGGAACUAAGUUAAUUCAUCUGUGAUAAUAAGCGUUGCCUUUUAUCUGGUUUUACAAUACAUACAUAUAUUACUGUAAGUAUACAUCUGAUAUAGUGCAAUACGUAUAUGCGUUUGGAAAGGUGUAAUAAAUAUUUGAUAGGAUCUUCUGUAGGUAUAUACCAUUUCCAAAAAUAUUUUUCAUGUCCAAUAUUUAAAAGUACAUUCAUUUACAGUACUAACAUCACUGUGGUUAUACCGCUCUUUUAAAAUUUUCUAUUAGGAAAUUUGCUGUACAAGUAUUAAAUUUGAUAUAGUUUUACUUUUCUGAACUUUGCUUGUAUAUCACCUAUUGCAUUUGAGCUGAUUUUGCUACUUAAAUCUUUUUAAUUUUCUAAUGAAGUAAAAUAGAGAAUGUUCAGUUGCCAUCAUGUCUACACGAAUUAAAUACUUCUUUACAGUGACACUCCCAUUUGUUAAAACUAACAUUGCUCUUUUUGUAAAACAGUGUUGUGUUAAUUGUCAGAAAUCCGAUGCUUUGUAAGCACUAUUAAAAGUGUGUCUGUAGUUUUAAUUGGUUUUCAGAAUGUUUAAUAUGUGUUUAAGUGUUUAAUAAUAUUUUUAAUAGCAUUUUAUAUUACUGUAUAUAAUUUUUGUUUCAUGCUAAGUACGAUGGGAAAGAAUUGACUUAAUUAGUAUUCAAUUCACGAAGACCUUCAAUUUUUUUUUACGAAAAUUCUUCAUAAUAGAGGGGUCAAAUGGUUAGUGCUUUUUAGUUUAGUGCAUUUUUUCCCUUCACCUGUGAUAAAAAUAUUGUUGAACAAAGUUAAAUUGAACAUAUAGUCUAUUGUAAUUACAAUAUACAGUAUAUUUUAAUAGCAUUUUGUAUUUAACUAUCAUUCUUAAUUUUAUAAGAGUCAAGUUUUAUUGGUGCUAUCAAAUAAAGUUACAUGUACAUGAA
Macrobrachium nipponense is the source of this 7410-nucleotide messenger RNA. RefSeq names its product myoferlin-like. Lineage: Eukaryota; Metazoa; Arthropoda; Malacostraca; Decapoda; Palaemonidae. Gene Ontology annotation, cellular component: membrane. The record is from RefSeq and is a predicted model, not a curated record. The transcript is spliced from 45 exons. The coding region runs from base 427 to 6480 and encodes 2017 amino acids. Gene Ontology annotation, biological process: plasma membrane organization; membrane fusion.